CCGUGCUUUGACUUCGGAAGAGAUACAUCAUCACGUGGCGACUAGUUUUAUUUCUUUCUUCAAACUCAAUCAACCGGACCACCAUAGGGUACGGAGUUUUGCGAGUGAAAAUCAAGCCACAGUCUCUGGGGAACGGUUGUUCGCCACGGGUGGUUCGAUCGAGAAGAACACUAUUUUGCGAUCCACUUAUACUAAUACCACUGAAAUCAGAAAAAAGAAUCAGCCGAUUACCAUGCGGCGAAACACUGUUUUCGCAACGGUGUUAGCUACCGUCCUGAUCCUAGGUAUGGUCGAAGCUCGACCGAAAAAAGUUCAUCAGGGUGUGAAAAAGCGCAGCGUCGAUUUGAACGAGGUCUACUCAAUGAUCGGUCAGUCUCGACUCCCCAAAGAAAUACGUCCCCUCAGUUAUUACCUGGAACUUCAGCCCUUCAUAAAGGAAGGGACGUUCAAAGGCCGCGUAAAAAUCGGCAUAACUUGGGUCGACACGACCGACAGAAUAACUUUGAACGUCCAUCCGAAUCUUCAGAUUUCUCACUCCGACGUCAGGGUCACCCAGCUAGCUCCUUCGAAACCGGAGGAAGCUAAAAACUCUUCGAUCCACGGCGUCAACGUAGCCCGGACGGAACGUCACGCGAAAAGACCAUGGUACAUCAUUCACCUGGAACAAAUGCUGAAAGCAGGUAGCAGUUGCGAGGUGGAUAUAACAUUCUCUGGAAAUAUGACGGUGAACGCGACCGAAGGGCUGUUCAGAAAUCGUUACACGGACUCCAGUGGUCAGCAACACCUCUUCGUGGCUACGUAUUUACGACCAAACCACGCACACAAAUUGUUCCCAUGCUUUGACGAGCCAGCUUAUAAAGCGACCUUUCAACUCAGCGUAACUCGUCCGAAGGGUUACACGGCGCGCUCGAAUACGCGCGUACGAAAAACCGAAGAAGCACCCGGGGACUCCGACACGGUGUGGGACCACUUCGAAGUAACACCGGAAAUGUCUUCGUACCAAUUGGCCCUGGUCAUUUCUGAUUUCGAGAGCAUCAAGCCCUCGAUACCGGUGAAUGAAAAGGACGGAACGAACCUCGACAUAAAUAUCUGGAGUCGAAAGGAGUAUUUGGAAACCUUGAAAGCCGUGCCCGACAAGAUUGUAGCGAUUGUUAAUUACUAUCAGGAGUAUUUCAACUGCUCCAUUAUUUUACCAAAACUGGACAUCAUGGCGAUACCGAUGUACUCGACGUCGAAACCUUCCGACAGUUGGGGACUGAUUUUCUUCAAAGAGAGCGAACUGAGCAACGAUGGCUUCUGGCACAUCGCGCACGAGAUCGUCUUCCAAUGGAUCGGACAGUUGAGAACGCCGUUCUGGUGGAGCGAUGCCCCACUCAACGAAGCCCUGAACUCGUAUCUGACGUCGAUGGCGACUCUGGAGAUAAGUCCCGAUGAGUUGGAAGGCAAAUGGCCGAUGAACGCUCUCUAUUCUCUAUAUUACGAAUUCGGCAAACGGUUCCCUUUUUCAAGGGUGAACGGAAUCAGACAGGAUGCGACCGCAUCCAAGACGGAACUUAUAUUCCGGAUGUUCAACUACACGCUGGGAAAGGACGUCGUUCAACGGAGCGUUAGGAAAUUCAUCAGGGAUCAGUGGGAAGAAAAUUCCAAGACGUUUUUCGCCGAUGAUAUUUUCACGUACUUGAACAACGCCGCUAACGAAUCGGGGAAACUCAUGGAGGGACUAACGUUGAACGAUAUCGCUGCAACUUGGAUCACCAGAGAUAGGCUACCCCUUGUUACCGUUACUCGUGACUACGAAACAGGAAACGUAACUUUCAGUCAGGAAGUUUACUUGAGAGACAGACCUCAGGACCCGGUCGAAAGAGGAAAAUAUUCUUGGGAUAUCCCGAUCGUCAUGGUCACUCAGGAUAAACUUGACUUUAGUGAAACUACGCCAAAGCUCUGGCUGUCCAAGGACGGAGACAGGCAGGUCACGAUAAAGGACGUCACGAAGGAGGACAGCUUCAUCAUCGUUAAUCCUGAGGAAAUAGGAAUGUUCCCCGUUAAUUACGAUUCCUGCAACUGGAAGAUGCUGGCGGAAUUUCUGCAGGGACCAGAGCGCGAAAAAAUUCCGGUACUCAGCAGGGCAAAAUUGCUUCACGAUGCCUGGAACCUCGCCUACGCCGGUGAUCUCUGCGCGGCAGUUGCUCUGAACAUGACGCUCUUUAUGAAAAAUGAAAAGAGUCACGUGGUUUGGGAGCCGGUAUUCGCCAUGAUAUAUCACAUCGGAAGACAAAUCGAAGGCAGCUACGUCUAUCUGAAGUUUGAGGCGUACGUAAGGACCCUUUUGAAACCAAUUUACCAGAUCGUCGGUGAAACGCCGCAGCAGGGGGAACCUUCAUGGAAAACACAUUUGAGGGGAUUGACGAAAAAUUUCUUGUGCAGGGCAGGAUACGAACCGUGCGUUCAGGAGGCACGCGAACAAUACAAAAAAUGGAUGGUGAACGAAGAACCUGACGCAGGAAACCCCGUCGCGAACGAAUUCUUAUGCCCGGUGUUCAAAUGGGGAACGAACGACGAGUGGGAAUUCGGUUUGAAACGUGUGAUAAACUUCCCCCAAAAUUGUUUAGAGCGUAAACAAUACGAGAGAACUUAUCUCCUGAAGACUCUGGCGGGUUGCCCGAAGGAUGCGUCAAAGAUUGAGAAGCUCCUCGUCGAAACGGUUCUUGGAACGAAUUCAAAUUUCACGGACGCCGACAUUCAUCUGAUCUUCAGUACCCUUACGGGAAGCGCGACUGGCUAUACAACCCUGUUCAACUUUUUGGCCGACUAUUGGGACAUGAUAAAACUGAAAUUCAAGGACAAGAAACACUUGUGGGAUGGCAUUGUAAACUCCGCUACUUCAUCAUUCAAUACUCAAGAGGGCUAUGACAUGGUAUCGGAAUUGUACGUGAGUCGUCAAGGGGAAUUCGAAACAGCGGAUACGAUUAUUGAAAAGGCUUUGAAGAGCAUACAAGAGGAAACUCAGUGGAGUGAGAAAAAUUUGCCAGUUAUCGAUGCCUGGCUCAAGGAGCAUCUUCCCAAAGAAGAUCUCGAUGCCAUUGAAGCCGCGAACGCAACAACUACGCCAACACCGCCGGCUCUGGCUGGGUGAUCAAAUUAACGAUUAAAAUUAUAUUUAUAACAAACUUGGAUAGAUUUUAUUGGAUUAAUUUUAAAACUCUUAAGUAUUCGAUAGCAUUUUUUUUUUUUUUUUAUUACAUUCUUGUACGAUAACAACCGUCAUGUUUUUUUUUAAACGCUGUGUCGUCAUCCCUGAAAAAAUUUCCCCACUGUAAAUUUAUAUUGGAAAUACGUUUUUCUUUAAUAUAUAACUCUAUGUAUACCGUGUGAUAAAUAUAUAAGGUAUGUUUAUACCGAA
Athalia rosae (coleseed sawfly) is the source of this 3400-nucleotide messenger RNA. Its product is annotated as aminopeptidase N. Gene Ontology annotation, cellular component: cytoplasm. The coding region runs from base 233 to 3133 and encodes 966 amino acids. The record is from RefSeq and is a predicted model, not a curated record. Gene Ontology annotation, molecular function: zinc ion binding; metalloaminopeptidase activity; peptide binding. NCBI's taxonomy places the organism in Eukaryota, Metazoa, Arthropoda, Insecta, Hymenoptera, Athaliidae. The transcript has 15 exons. Gene Ontology annotation, biological process: proteolysis; peptide catabolic process.